This is a messenger RNA of Musca domestica (house fly), 13722 nucleotides long. RefSeq names its product titin homolog. The transcript is spliced from 7 exons. The record is from RefSeq and is a predicted model, not a curated record. Bases 564 to 11855 code for a protein of 3763 amino acids. NCBI's taxonomy places the organism in Eukaryota, Metazoa, Arthropoda, Insecta, Diptera, Muscidae. Gene Ontology annotation, molecular function: protein binding.
AAAAAAAUCGCCGCUUAACGUAGGCUAUAUAAAUAAGCGUUGAGAAGUUAUGACUCCGAGUCUCUUUGAAUUUAAUGAAGCGGUUGUAUCUCCUCUGGUGCCACACACCAAAUCGAGAUCUAUAGUUUUUUUUUUAUAUAAAAAAAAUAUUUUUUACCAAUAAUCAAACAAAAAAAAAAAUCAAGCAAAAAAUAUUGAGAAAAAUUUUCAAAUUUUUUGAUUUGUGAACAACUAACAAUAUUUAAUUAAAAAAACCCAAAUACGAAAAAUUUUAAAAAAUAACUGAAAAUUUGAAUUUGAAAAAAAAAACGAAAAGAAUAAUUCUUACAAAAUAAGUACUACUAACAAAACGACAACGAAAGGUUAAAAAGAAUUAAGUGCGAAAUUCUAAUAAGAAUUUGUUGACCAGCCAACAAAGAAACAACCGAAAGAGGAUAACAAAAGGAUUACUGUGCCAAAAUAUAAAUUGUGCGAAAUUUAAUUAAAUAUUGUGUGCCGAACGAAAUUGGAUUUUUUCAAAAAUUUGUUCCAGUGUAAAAGGGUUUAAGAACAACAGAAACAGAAUGACAAGAAAACGUUCGAGUCCCAUGGGACUCGACAUAUAUUUGUCAGCCAUGCUGGCAAUUGUUAUGUUGCCAUUAUUAAUACAAGCUGCUCCCCUGCAAGAUUAUACGGAAAUCCAACAAUAUACAGAAGGCUGCUACUACAACUAUAAUCAUUACAAUGAAGGCGAUAGAAUCAUGACAAAUGAGCCCUGUUUGAAUUGUACGUGCCACAAUAAGAUGCUCAUGUGCUAUUUGCGCGUAUGUCCGUUCACGAAACCCAUUGGACAUGAUUGCAUAGUGGAGAAACGUGAGGAUCAAUGCUGUCCAAUCAUUACAUGUCCCGAAGUUCCCGUAGGCAUUUCUCAUGCUGCUCCCGAACCAGGCACCGAAUUGAGCAUACCCGAGAAAUUCGGUUGCAGUAUUGAUGGCAAAUUCUAUUUGGAAGGUGCUCAGGUUCCCUCGAAUCCCAAUAAACCUUGUGAACUUUGCUAUUGUAUUAAGAAUCGUACCUCAUGUCUGAUGCAAGAAUGUACCCUGCACAUUGAUGGCUGUACUCCAAUUUACAACAAGGGCUCUUGUUGUCCAGUGCGUUAUAAUUGCGACCAUGAAAAUGAUGUUCUUGGCCUGGAAGAUCUUUCCACAACAACUGAAACCACUACUACCACCACCACCACAACGACAAGCACCACCACAACUGAACGUCCCACAACUGGCUUUAUCCUUGCCAGUACCAUGUCACCCAGUGUAUCGACAGACUGUAUCCACAAUGGUGAACUGUAUGCCGAUGGUGCUCGCAUCGAAGGCAAGAAUCCAUGUGAAAACUGCUAUUGUAUGCGUGGUGACAUUAUCUGUGCUGUCCAAGAAUGUAAGAUGCCCAUGUUGGCCGGCAAUGGCAAGCAAUGUCAUGCCAUGCCACCAGCCGAAGGUGAAUGUUGUCCCAGUCAGUAUGCCUGCGAAGAUGAUACUGCCACCACUCAGAUUUAUGAAGCCACCACUCUGCCGUACGGCAGUGGUUCAGAUGAUGAAGUUAAGAUUACAACAUCUGCUCCCGUUGAGGAUCUACAUGGUGCCAUACCCGAGGAAGACUUGCAAUUACAGACCCAUAUUGAUGAUGAGAAACAAGAAGGUGUUACUGAAACUCCAUUGGAAGAAAUUAAACCAACUGAAGCUGUGUCUGUCGCUGAAAAAGAAGAGGAAGCCACGACCACUCCAAAUGUCGAGGAAGAACAUGCCACGGAAGUUACCUCAUCUGAGGAAGUUACCUCUGCUGCUGGCGUUACAGAAAAACAAGAUGAAGACAAGGAAUCUAAACCAGUUGCUGCUGAUGAAUAUGUUACCGAAACCGCUACAACGUCUGCAGAAGAAUCCGAAGAAGAAAAAGAAGGUGAAGAAAUUGAAACAGGUACUAAGGCACCGAUUGCUGUGGGUGAACAAGAAAUCUCAACAGAACAUGCAAUUGAGGCUACUUCCACUGCCGAGGAAGAACUCACCUCAGCUACCGAAUCUAGCACUGAUGCUAUGGCUGCUGGUAAACCUGUUGAAGGCGAACAACCCGAAAUAUCUGAUGAAGAAACUGCCACUAAGGCUCCUGCCGUUGAAGAAGGUGUUGCAUCUACAGAAUCUACUGGUACCGCUGAUGAAAUUUCCACUCUAGACUCAACAAGUGAAGAAGCCGAAUUAUCUACCGAAACCGCAGAUGAAUUUGCCACUAAAGCUCCAGCUGGUGAGGAAGAAGAAAUUGGCUCCGAUGGAUUGGCUACCGAGGUUCCUACUGAAGAACUAUCAACUAAGAUUCCCGUUGUCGAUGGAGAAGCUAGUGAAUCUGCCGAAACUACUGACGAACUCAGUACAACAGCUCCUGUGGCAGAAGAAGAGGAAGCCGAAACUACUGCUGAAGACACAACCAAAGCUCCUGUUGCUGAAGAAGGAGUUUCCACUGAAAUUGCCGAUGAGUUGGCCACCAAAGCUCCUGUUACUGAAGAAGGUGUACCCACUGAUGAAUUGGCCACCAAAGCUCCAGUUGCUGAAGAAGGCGUUUCCACUGAAAUUGCAGAUGAAUUGGCCACCAAAGCACCAGUCUCUGAAGAAGGUCUACCCACUGAUGAAUUGGCCACCAAAGCUCCAGUUGCUGAAGAAGGGGUUUCCACUGAAAUUGCAGAUGAAUUGGCCACCAAAGCACCAGUCUCUGAAGAAGGUCUACCAACUGAUGAAUUGGCCACCAAAGCUCCUGUUACUGAGGAAGGCGUUUCCACUGAAAUUGCUGAUGAACUGGCCACCAAAGUACCAGUCUCUGAAGAAGCUCUACCCACUGAUGAAUUGGCCACCAAAGCUCCAGUUGCUGAAGAAGGCGUUUCCACUGAAAUUUCUGAUGAAUUGGCCACCAAAGCACCAGUCUCUGAAGAAGAGCUACCCACUGAUGAAUUGGCCACCAAAGCUCCAGUUUCUGAAGAAGGCGUUUCCACUGAAAUUUCUGAUGAAUUGGCCACCAAGGCACCAGUUUCUGAAGAAGAGCUACCCACUGAUGAAUUGGCCACUAAAGCUCCAGUUGCUGAAGAUGGCGUUUCCACUGAAUUUGCUGAUGAAUUGGCCACCAAAGCUCCUGUUGCUGAAGAAGGCGUUUCCACUGAAAUUUCUGAUGAAUUGGCCACCAAAGCACCAGUCUCUGAAGAAGGUCUACCCACUGAUGAAUUGGCCACUAAAGCUCCAGUUGCUGAAGAAGGCGUUUCCACUGAAAUUGCCGAUGAAUUGGCCACCAAAGCACCAGUCUCUGAAGAAGAUCUACCCACUGAUGAAUUGGCCACUAAAGCUCCAGUUGCUGAAGAAGGCGUUUCCACUGAAUUUGCUGAUGAAUUGGCCACUAAAGCUCCACUCGCUGAAGAAGGUGUGUCUACUGAAAUCAUCGAUGAAUUGGCUACCAAGGCUCCAGUUGCUGACGAAGGUAUGUCCACUGAUGAAUUGGCCACUAAAGCUCCCGUUGCUGAAGAAGCUGAGACCGCUGAGGAAUUGGCCACCAAAGCUCCAGUCGCUGAAGAAGCUGAGACCGGUGAUGAAUUGGCCACCAAAGCUCCUGUUGCUGAAGAAUCUGAUACCUCUGAUGAAUUGGCUACCAAGGCUCCAGUUGCUGACGAAGGUAUGUCCACUGAUGAAUUGGCCACUAAAGCUCCCGUUGCUGAAGAAGCUGAGACCGCUGAGGAAUUGGCCACCAAAGCUCCAGUCGCUGAAGAAGCUGAGACCGGUGAUGAAUUGGCCACCAAAGCUCCUGUUGCUGAAGAAUCUGAUACCUCUGAUGAAUUGGCUACCAAGGCUCCAGUUGCUGACGAAGGUGUGUCCACUGAUGAAUUGGCCACCAAAGCUCCUGUUGCUGAAGAAGCUGAGACCGCUGAUGAAUUGGCCACCAAAGCUCCAGUCGCUGAGGAAGCUGAGACCGGUGAUGAAUUGGCCACCAAAGCUCCAGUCACUGAAGAAGAAAUGUCUACCGAAAUUGCCGAUGAAUUGGCCACCAAAUCUCCAAUCGCUGCCGAAGAAACUGAUGUAUCUACAGAAGCUGUGGAUGAACUCUCCACUAAAGCUCCUGCUGCUGAUGAGCAUGUUGAUGUAUCUUCAGAAACUGCUGAGGAUAUCUCAACCAAAGCUCCAAUCGCCGAAGAUGCAGAGCAUGUCGAUAUGUCUUCUGAAGCUGUUGACGAACUCGCUACCAAAGCUCCUGUGGCUGGUGAAGAAGAAACUGGUGUUGAUGAUUUGUCAACUGAGACUCCUGCUGCCGAAGAACAACCCGUUGCACCAUCUAAAACUACCGAAGAAUUGGCAACCAAAGCUCCGAUUACCGAAGGGGAAGUUACCCAAAUGCCUUCCGGCACUACUGCUGAAGAAAUGGUCACUAAAACUCCCGUCGUUGGUGAAGAACCCUCUGAAGUUUCAACUGAGUCUGUGGAAGAACCUACUGUCAGUGAUGUUACUGGUUCUGUUGACACAACCACCAAGGUACCUACAGUUGGAGAACAACCUGAAGUACCAAGUGAAAGUGAAGAAGGUGUUACUCAUAUACCUACAGCCAUGGAUACCGAAUCUCAUAUAACCGAAAUUGAUGAAUCCUCUGAGAUUGCCAAGGAUGAAGAAGAAGUUAAAGAAACUGAAGUUUCCACUAAAGCUCCAUUGCCAGAAGAAGAACAAGAAAUGGUUACAAUUGUCCCAGUAUCUGGUGAGGAAGUUUCCGAAGAGCCUAAACCAGAAAGUCCAGAAGAAUCAAGCGAAGAUCACACCAAAUCGCCUGUCGCCGAAGUUGAAGAACCCCAGGCUGGAGAUGAACAUGAUGUUAAACCAUCCGAAGAGAAAGAAGAUACCACUACCAUUGCUCCUGUUAAAAUUGAUGAGACCUCAACUAAAAUACCCGAAAAAGAAGCUGAGUUGUCAACAGAAAUGUCGGCUGAAGAAGAUAAAGAACAAGCAAGCACAGAAUCAUCAGAAUCUCCCGACAAAUUGGCCACAGAACUACCUGCGGAACAAGAGCCUGAAAAGGUCACAGAUACCGAAGCCAUUACAGAAUCUGUUAGCACUGAAAAAGAUGUUGAAGAAGCUUCUGGAGACAGCAAACCAAGUGUUCCCAGCACAAUGGCUCCAACAUAUAUACCUCCCGUACAUGCCGAUGAAGAAACAUCCGAAGAAUCAACAUCUGUUCCUUCCAGUGAGUUGGGCAGUGGUGAUUUUGCUACUACCGAAUCUGCUGAAGAAGAAGUGAAACCAGCCGUUACCGAACGUAUUCAUGAGGAAGAAGAAGAGGAAAUCAGCACUGACAAACCAGAAGGAUUCCUUGAAUCGGUCACAACACACAAGAUUGAUACCGAUGCCGUGCAACCAGAAGAAGGCGAACAAAAAGAACCAUCUUCUGCCGAAGAAAGUUCCGAAGAGCAAACUGAAUCUGCUGAGGAAGUCACAACUAUUAGAUCCGAAGUUCCCGUUGAAACCGCCACCCAAUCAAGCCUUGAUCAAAAGACAGAAUCUGCACCUGAAGAACAAGUUGACCUUACCACUGUUGGUUCUAUUGCCGACAAGGAAGGAGAAGAAGCUCAAGCUGAAGUCACCACUCAAGCACCAGCUGUUGAAAUCACACCCACAACUGCUGCUGUCGAGGCUGAUAAGGAUUCAUCUGAAGAGGCUUCGAGUGAGGAAGAUAAGACCAAACCUGAAACUAGUGAAGCUGAAGAACCAACAUCGACAACCACUGUAUUGCCAGCUGUCGAAUCCCUUGAAGGUGAACAACAAGAAGUCAUUCCCGAAACAGACGAGCACAAAGUUGAAGAGCUUCCAGAACAUGAACAGGCUAAACCUACUGACAGUCCCAUGGUCAUUAUCGAGGACUUCACUGGCCUGCCAUCCGAUGAGGAAACCAAAACUGAAGCUCAACAAGGAGUCUCCGAAACAACAGUUGCCUCAAUCUCAGAUGUUACAGAUGAAGAGAAGGAACUUACCUCUACUACCCUUAAACCCUCUACAGAAGAUGUAUCCAUUGAAGACAUGCACGAUAUGCAAAUUCCAUCCAUCAUUCCCGGCGAAGGUGAUUGCUUGGUUGGUCAUAAGACCUAUGCCAAUAACUCCAUCAUUCCCACAGCUGAUGAAUGUGAAAUCUCCUGCAAAUGCGUUAGCAGUAUUGUUUCCUGUGAACGUGUUGUCUGCGAAGUUCCCGAAGACAUUGAGAAAUGUGUCCUGGAUGAAAAUAGCAGUAACAAAUGUUGUCCUACCUACAUUUGCGGCAUUGAUAGCAUUCCUACUAAGGCUGAUGAAAGCUCUGAAGAAGAAUUCGCCACAACUACCUCUGCUCCGCAUAAAACACCCGAAAAGACUGAUGAAGAAACAGCUACCAUUGUUAGUAUUCCUGAAAUCGAAAUGCCCAUUGCUAGCACUGAAGAACCUAUGUCACACAUUAAGGAGACCGAGGAAGAAGAACAAGAAGGUGCAGAACACACAACCAAAGCUCCUACUGAAACUGUUGCCGAUGACAAAUCUGAUGUUUUGGUUGAUAUCCAAGAGCCAUCUACCCAAUCAGCCAUUGUUGAAGAUGCGGUCAAACCAGAAUCCAUGGUUCCAGUGGAAGCUGGUGCUGAUGUGAAACCAGAAAUGCCUGCCGAAAUUCAACCAGAGGAAGUAAUGCCCACAGUUACUGACAUGGAAAUGGCACCAAUUGUACCCUCAAGUGAUGAAUAUCAAACCGUUAAACCCAUUGAGUCGGAAGAGGAUGAAGAUCAUAGCGAAGAAGCUUUCGACCACACCGUGCAACCCAUGGUUGGUGAGGAAUUCCCAAGCUCUACAGUUUCGAAGGAAGAAGAAACCCCUGAAGAAAUCGAUGUUCAUGUUCCAUCAUCUACAGCAGCUACUGAGCAGCAAGAAGAAGAGCACAAAGAUGUUUCUGAUACUGAAGUUGAAUCUGCUACAGUUCAACCAACAACUGAGGAUAAGGAGAUGGAAGCCCAAACUCAUGUUCCUGCUACAAUGGUUGACACAGAAAGUGAAGAAGGCUCCGGAGAACCAGCAACAACCGAGGAAGAAGAAGUUCAUACCGUUGCUCCCCAAGCUGCCGAUAAGGAAACUGAUAUGUCUACUGAACUACCAGCUGUCACUGAGAAAAUAUCGGAAGAACCAGCUGCCGCUACUCCCUCUACAGAAGAAGCCGAACUCUCAACAGUUAGCACAAUUUCCAAGGACGAACAAGGAGAAGAAGAAGAUAAACAAACCUUUGAAGAAUCUGGCGAAGUUGAUGUUACACGCACUACCGCUGCACCAUCCUCUCUUGAUGAAGUAUCUUCUACCAUGGCUCCAGUUACAGUUGAAACUGAAGGCCAAACUGCUGCCACGGACAUUGAAAGUGAAAAACCUUUGGAUGAAACUGAAGUCCAUGAACAAAUACCUGCUACCUCUACAGUUGCCCCUGCUGUCGAAGUUGAUCAGACUUCAUCAAGUGAAGAGUCGGCCGAAGAGACUACUUCAGCUGCCAUUGAAAAGGACGUUGUUGAAUCUGAUGAACAUACUGUUGCUCCACAUCACGAUGAAACACCUUCUGAAGCCGCCGAAGGCACAACAGCAGCUCCAGUUAUCGAAGAGACCGCUACCGGUAUUGCACAUGCCGAAGAUGAUGUGACAAAGGAAACAUCCACUACCACAAGUCCAGUUAGUGCUGCAGAACCACAAGAGCCCGUUACAAUUCAAAGCAUUGAAUCUCAAGACGAAGAAGAAGAAGAAGCCCAUACUGUUGGACCUAUGGUAUCAUCAGAUGAAUACAGUCCAGAAGAAAUUACUUCGGUACCAACGGGUGAAGAAGAAAAAGAAACUCAAACUGCUGCAGUACCCACCAUUGAAGAAGAUGAGGAACAUGUUACUGCUACACCAAUUGGAAUUGAUGAGAGUGCUACCCAAGAACCAACUGAAUUUGGAAUUAAAAUUGAUACCACAUCAGAACAAGCCACUCAAGUUCCUACAAUGGGUGAAGUACAAACCAGCAAACCAGAAGAAGAACAAGAAGAUGUCGUGCCCUCAACUACUGACAAAUCUUCCGAAGAACAAGGAGAAGCUGUCUCAGCAUCCGCAGAAGAAACCGAAGAGGAACAAUCCAGUUCCGUGGCCCCAACAACCGCUUCAUCAGUUGAAGAAACCGGAGAUGAAGAAUCCAGCACUGCUGCUCCUACAACCGCGUCCGCUGUUGAAGAAGCAGAAAAAGAAGAAUCUAGUAGUGUGGCUCCCACAACCGCUUCAUCAAUUGAAGAACAUGCAGAGGAUACCACUGCCGUUGAAGAUGGUAUUCACAAGCUGUCAACUGAUGAAAGCGAUGAAACCACAAUGGCUGCUGUAUCUGGCGAUGUUGAGUCUGUCACUCAAGCCUCGGACAAAGAACAAGAAAUUAGUGAAGUUGCUUCCGUUACCAUUCCUUCGAUUGAAGAAGAUAAGCAAGAACUUGAACCAUCUAUGGCUCAUACUGUGGCUCCUUCUUUGGAAGAAGAAUCCGCCACCGCAAUGCCAGGCGUUGAAGAAUCUGCUGAUAAGGUUGAAGCCACAUCUACUACCACCAUGGCUCCAACUGAAGGCGAAGAACAAGAAGAAGAAGUUCAACAUAUUACAUCUGCAGCACCAACCCAACAACAACAUCCAACAUUGGAUCUGUCUGAAGAAGCUUCCGGUGAAUCUGUGGAAUCUGAAGAAGAAGUUAUGCCCACUCUACCACAACAUAUUGGCGCCUUCGUUACAGAACGUGUUGAAGAAAUCACAGGCAAACCAGUUGAACAAUCCACCAUCACAAGUACCGACGAAGAAGAAGGAGAAGGCGAAAAGGAUACUUCCUCCGAAGAACAAGAAGGAGAAAUUGAAUCUGAAGUUACAAGCAAACCUGAUGUACCCAAAGUUGAAGAUGAUGAACAUGUUGGAAUUACCGAAGCCACUCCCGUUGAAGAUGUCGAGACAGCCACUGCUAAACUUCCUGAAGAUAUUGAUGUUGCAGGUGUCACAUCUGCUCCUAAACUUCCAGAAGAAACUGAAGAAACGACCUCCGAUGAAGCAAUGGAUGUCGAACGUGUUGAAAGUUCUACUCAAAUUCCAGCUGUUGAAGAUGUUGCUGGCUCCACUUCAUUGCCGAUUGAUCAUGAUAUUGCUACUGCUACUCAAGCUCCGGAAUCUGUUGAGAGCACAUCUGAUAAACAACACGAGCCAGAAGAAGAAGAUCAUGCUGCUGCUACUGAAUUACCAGUUGCUGGUGCUGAAGAAACUACAGAACAAUCGGCCGCCACAGAAUCAUCUGAUGUCGAGAUUUCGUCCGAUGUAACCAAAGCUCCUGACAGUGUUGAGCAUGAUGACAUUUCUGGCCCCGCUGCAUCAACUGAAGAUGAUGUUUCCAGUGUUACAAUUGCUCCCGAAAGCCAAAGUGUUGAGGAAUCUCAAGAAGAUGUUGCCGCUGCCACCGAAUCUGCCGUCGAACAAGCACAGGAAGGUGAAGAAAUCAGUGUUACUAAGGCUCCCACAACAGAACAAUCUGAAGAAACCUCCGCCGAAGUCUCCGAAGUCAGCACAGCACUACCCUCAGAAGAUAUUGCUGGUCCUACAACUUCCACCGUUGUUGAGCAGCCUGCUGAAGAUAUGGACACCGUUACUAAGAUUCCAGAACAUGAACAAGAACCUGAAUCUGUUGAAGCCAGCACAGCUAAGACUCCCGAACUUGAAGAAGCAGCUGAAAUGUCUACCGAAUCUGCUGUUACCAAAGCUCCCGAAUCUGCUGCCACAGAAGGCGCUACUUCUGAGGAAUCUGAAGAGUAUACCACAUCUCCUGCAUCUGUUUCAGAAUCUGAAGAAAUUGCUACCAAAGAACCUGAAACCUCUGUUGAUGCUGAAUUGGCCCAUGAAAAAGAAGAAGAUAUGGCUGGUGUUACCGAAGCUCCUGCAACUGAAGAAGGCUCUACUUCUCAAGGUGUUGCUGAUGUCAGUGCUACCACAAUGGUUCCACAUAUUACUGAAGAUGCUGAAGUCGCUGCUACACCACAACCCACAGAAGAAGCUGAGGUCGCUACUGUUCAAACUUCUGAAGAAGAAACUGCAGCUGUUACCAAGACUCCUGAAUUGGCUGAAGAUGUUUCUCCAGUAUCAGAAGAUGUCACCACUCAUGCUACAGCUGUUGAUCAUGUUACCGAUUCUGCUGCCGAAAUCUCACAAUCUGGUGAAGAAUCUGAAGAACAAGUUUCCACUGCUCCUGAAUCUGUUGAAGCUGUAGAAUCCAUUACUGCUCAUCCAGAAGAAGGAAUUGAAGUUGCUACAAUCAUUCCCGAAACUGUUGCUGAAGGAGAUGUUUCCGCCGGCACAAAGGCUCCUGAAUUUAUUGGUGAAGAGGUUACAAUUGCUCCUGUUUCGGCUGCUACUGCACAACCAGAAGGCGAAGAAGAAUCAGCUGUUACCACAACUCCUGAAACUGCUGACUCCGUUAGCGAAGAAAUUUCAACUGCUACCAAGGCACCAGUCGUCCACCAGGAGAAACCUGAGGGAGUACCUACUGUUGAAUCACAUGCCGAUGAUACUACCGUUGCUCCUGAGUCUGAAGCAGAACUUGAAAGCAUUACACACAAGACUGAUGAAGAUGUAUCCGUUGUUACCAAAGCCCCCGAAACCAUUGAAACCUCCAGUGCACAAGAUGUUGAUAUUGCAGCUGGCGUUACCCAAGCUCCUCACGCUGUUGAAUCUGAAGAGGAGGAAGAGGUUGAGGCAUCGACUGUCAAGACACCACUGCAACAAGCUGAUGAAUAUGAAGAAUCUGCCGUUACAGAAGUUGAGCACGAUAAGACUGAAGAAAACAUUACCGAGGAAUCUUCCACCAUGGCAGUGCCAGUUAAACACGACGAACAAAUUACAGAACUGCCAGCUGUGGCCCAUGACGCUUCAACAGUGGGACAGGCCAUCGAAUCUGAACCUGCUGCUCAUGAAAUUGAAGGAGAUUCUUCAGAAGAAUCUACCUCAGCUGAAUCGGCUGAAAGCGAUGAAGUACCACGCACCACAACUGUUCACCCACUGUUCGCACACCAUGGCAUCACAACACUUCCACCACCAGUCAUUGAUAGUCGCUAUGAUGAGGCUCAGAAUGCCACUAGCAGCGAAGAAGCCACAAUGGUUCCUGUCAAGGAAGUCGAUGUCGAAGAAUCUGCAUAUACCACAACAGCGGCAACAACAACCACCAGCACAACAACACCGGUGCCCGUUACCGUACCUACACAUCCCGCUGCUCAUUAUCCACCACCAAUUUAUGGACAAGCGCCACAAUAUCCACCUCAAUACGAAGACGAAUAUACCGAUGAAGAAGAUACGGAAAUCUUUGGUCCUGGCACUUGCCGUUACGGUGGCAAACUUUACGUUUCCGCCCAACAAAUACCACGCGACGAUCCUUGCGAUUUCUGUUUCUGCUUCCGCAGCGAUAUUAUUUGCUUGCAACAAUCUUGCCCACCACCAAUUGCCGGCUGUCACGAGGAGCCCAUUUCUGGAUUCUGUUGUCCACGUUACGAAUGCCCCGUCUCAAUGGCAACUGUACUCAAUAUCACCACCAGCACAACGACGACAAGUACCACACUACCACCACAUUUCCUACAUCAUUCGUAUGGUAAUAAUGUUCAGCGUAAUGGUUGUCUCAUCAAUGGACGUUCAUACAGUGUGGGUGAAAGGAUUGAGUCGACAAGUGGUCCAUGCAUUAAUUGCACAUGCGGCGGUGAUGGUAAAAUGAAAUGUGAUCCUCAGGCCUGUGUUCCUGAACCAACUAUGCAACAAGUGAUGGCUGUUGUAGCGGCUGGUCGCAAAAGAUGAACCCCUAGCCAUGAUAAUUUAAACUAAUUAUUAAAAUUAUUUUUUUAUAUAAAACAUUAAAUUUAAGUAACAGUUACAAAACGAAAAAAAACAAAAAAUACGGAAACCAACAAAAAAAAAUGAAACAAGCAACUAUAUACUUUUCAUUGCUCUUACUGUAUAACUUCAAACACCUUUUACACUGAGCCUACUGUCCUACGACUUCCACUCUAAUUUCACUUACGUAUAUGUUAGUCUAGCCACAAACCGGUUAAAAAAUACAGAUAUAAUUAUGAAUUGGUGCCAAUAUUAAAUGAUGGAAGCAAAAAAAAAACUCUAAGGAGAAAGACAGAAUAUUUUUAAAAUAAAAAAAAUAUUAUUUUGAUUUUCUUUCGAAAAACAUUCUCCUUUGCCAAAAAAGAAAAAAAAAAAUAAUUAAAAAAAUUAAAAAUACUUGAAUUAGCUUGUGAAAAGCAACCAGUGAUAUUGUACUUUAUACUUAGUAUAGGUACAAUUAAUUAAGUGAAAAGUAAACAAAUACGCACAUACAUAUAAAAUGCAAAUAAAUUGUCAUCAUGUGUAUGGAAACUCUGAUUUCAUUGGCAUUAUCAGGUAAUCGAUAAAUAAAAUUAACCCAAUAAUGCCCAUGAUUAUUAGAUUUGCCAUACACGGUGAUGGCAUUGAUUCUGCAUCAUUAUUUAACCGCUUUAAUCAAUUUCUAAUAUACAUUUAUUUGUAAUUUAAGUUUAGAAUCCAACUUUUGAACACUUGUAACAUGGUUUUUUAUCCUGGGUAGAACGACCAAAAAAUGUAUUUUAGUUAAAACCCUUCAAUAGAGACUCAUAUACCGCUUAACUAAAAUCCACUUUUUUAACUCGCUCAACCUUUGGUGUAAAGAAUAGUAUUACGACUGUUUUGAGGAUUCUAAUAAAUUAACUUUUUUAUACUUAUGUAAACUGUAUUUCCGGUUUUUUAUAAUCUUUUUGUACUUCCAACGCGAUCUUCUUUAUUCUGUUUUUUUAUACUUUAGAAUUAAGUUCUUUCAUUUUUUUAUAUAAAAUUUAUAAUAUUUAAACAAUAUUUUUAUAUAUGAUUUUUUAAUGCAAAACAAAACUGUUGCUUCUAGUCUUCUCUUUUUUAUAAAUUAUAAUAAUAAAAGAGCAACAACAAACAUAAUAAUAAUAAUAAAAAUAGCAAACAAUAUAAACCCCAAAAAGAUGGAAAGACAGGGAUCAUAAUUUUUUCCAGGUUCUGUGUAAUUAUGCAGAUAUGAAUCAAUUACAUCGAUUUACAUAUUGUCUUUUCCCUUUUAUUCCAAAAAAACAUCUUCCCUGAAACCUCAUAAUUGUAUCCAAAAUCCUGAUAAAGAAAAUCCAAUUUUAACUAGGAAUUUACACAUAUUCAAUGUAAACUCUCAAUCGAAAAAAGGAAACCCAUAGAAAUAAUAGUAGUGUUUUUUUAUUAAACGGAAACUGAAAAAUUUUUAUAAUGAAACCAUUUUAAACUAGACGUAUCAGUAGUUGGAUAAGAAAGAGAUUUGUGUAAGUGUUAGGUGUAAACGUAGUAGUUUUGAUAAGCUAGUUAACUAAACCGAACUCCUAACUUCAAAUGCAAUCUCCCCAAUUGUCCUCACUGCAAACAAACUCCCCGUUUUUUUGUACACAUUAAAUAAAUAAAUAAACAAACAAGAAAAUAAGGAAACUUAGAAAACAAAGAAAAUUCAAUUUUUAUACAAAACGAAAAAUCUGAAAACUAAUGCUCGACUGAUUGAAAAAGCAAGUACUUUACAUAGACAAGAACAAAAAAAAAAAAAAACAACAGAAUAGUAUUAAAUAAUAAUUAAAAAAAAAAACCUAAUAAAUAUAAGAGAAUUUUAUAAAUGUAGAAA